This is a messenger RNA of Lathyrus oleraceus (garden pea), 1428 nucleotides long. RefSeq lists its product as uncharacterized. Lineage: Eukaryota; Viridiplantae; Streptophyta; Magnoliopsida; Fabales; Fabaceae. Bases 113 to 1189 code for a protein of 358 amino acids. The transcript has 10 exons. The record is from RefSeq and is a predicted model, not a curated record.
AAAAAUUGUAUGAAACGACUAAAGUUGGAGAGUUAUUGAAUGAAUUGACAUGGUAACAGCAAUAUGUUAUUUUAUUGUAAGAUGAAAGUUGAGACCUAAAAGGAGAAGAUAGAUGAUGAUGAUGAUGCGGUGUGGAAAUGGCGCAAGUGGAGUGCUAUUCAUGCCAUCAUGCUUUUGCUCCUGUUGGAAAUGGAAACUCUAUCCUCCUCCUCCUACAACGGAAUUGGUUUCGCAGAAACGCAAUCGGCGUCGGAGUGUGAAGGUGUUUUGUCAAAAAAGGGAAAAUGUUAAUUCUUCUUAUGACUUCGAUCCCGAGCUACGCUCCGCUCUUGAACUUGCUACUGACUCUGAGUUAUGUGAAAUUCAAACCAUCCUUUUCGGCCCAAGCUACUUGAGUCCUUUGCUCAAAUCCAUCACAUUAACAACUGCAACAACAACUACCCUCGACGAACAUGACAUUCAACUGCGCCAACAAUUUAUAGCCACACUCGAGUCACGCUUUUUCUACUUAGCAGCUGAUGCACGCUCAACAUUAAGGGGUUGGAGACCGACUUAUAGAAAUGUCUUGCUUCACCUAAGGAAUAAAUUCAAUAUUCCUUGCUCAACCAAACUCUCUACUCACGACCUUGAACUUGAAAUAUUCCUCCACCUUUUACACUAUAACUCUAAUCAAGAAUCAGGAAACCAUACACCCUUAUUGGAUGUAUCCACCCAGUCUGAUGCUCAGGGAACUCUACAGCUUGGACUCAAUCAAUGGAAAAUGCACUCAAAAGUCGGAACACAAGACUUUCAAUCUCUUCUUUUCAAGGGAGGUGGUAUACUUACAUUGGCAAAGAUCUAUCAAUUGUUGGCGGGGAAAUUAUCUGGAAAAAUGCUUGGAGAAGCUGCUAAUUACCAGGUUAAGAAAGAGUUGUUGAAGAAGGGUGGGCAGUUCGCUUUGAUCAAUUUAGAAUCCAGAACUGCUUUGCUUGCAGCAAAAAAGGGUUUUAUUGGUGCUGCAUCAAGAUAUCUGGGUUUUAGAAGCAUGCUCACAUUACUUGGACCUGUGCUUUGGGGAACAUUUCUGGCCGAUCUGGUUAUUCAAAUGCUGGGAACAGAUUAUGCUAGAAUCUUGCGAACAAUUUAUGCUUUAGCUCAGAUUCGUGUCAUCCGCACAUAUAAGUUGCCAUCUGAUAUUGCCGAGGAAUAGCCAAGUGGUUGGAUUUUGAGCUCGUUCAAAAUUUUGAAGGAUCAAUUAAGUCAUUCCUCUUAAUAUCUCCAUAUUGCUCUUUAUGCAUAUAUAUUGGCUGCUCAAUUCUUCUAAAUAUUGAUUGGUCUUUAGUAAAUAAUUCAAAGAUGGGGAAUACUUAAUUUUAUAUUCUAUAAUGCUAUAAUUUGUGUUGAAUUAAAAGUAUUGUUUAGAUUAAAUUAGAGUUUUAGAUUAACUUA